UAUUAUAUUGUUUAACCAACCAUAACAUUAUAAAACCAUAUAUAUUGAUUUUUUUUUUAAUUUCUACAUCAGACGCUGACCGGUAAGUAUCACGAUCGUGAUGUCUGUCUUCAGCUGUUACAUUGUGUUCCUGAGUUGGGUUGCCUUGAGUUGUGCUGUGAAUUACAACGAUGCGACCAUUAAGGAGGUGGCUGGCGACGUGUUGGAGGUUGGCGAAGGGCCGUUUUGGGAUUCUGAGAACAACGUCUUGUAUUUCGUUGAUAUAUCUCAACACCGAGUUUACAGAUUUUUCCAAACCCGUUUGGAACACAUCCAGCUAAACGAAGAAGUAAGUUUUGUAAUCCCAGUUGCUGGACAACAAGGUUUGUUCGUUAUUGGAUUAGGCACUACGUUGGCCAGUCUCCGAUGGAACCUUCACGAGAAUAUCUACAAAGUCGUUGAACUGGCUAUCGUUGACCACGACAAAGUAGGAAACCGGUGGAAUGAUGCUAAAGCGGAUGUAAAUGGUUAUCUGUGGGCAGGUACGAUGGGAUUUGAGGACGCCGCUGGGAAUAUACCACCGGGUCGCGGGACUUUGUACAAGCUGAACGACACCGGAUGUUUCCAAAAUCUUGAUCCCGUUCUGCCAGACGUUUCCGUUUCCAACGGGUUAGCGUGGAACGAUGAUGGCACCCGGAUGUACUAUAUUGAUUCUCCGACCAGGCAAAUAGCACUUUUUGACUACGAUCCUGCUACGGCGACUAUUUCGAACCGCAGAACGUUUUACGAUUUCAAAACGGAUAAUAUACCUGGCGUUCCUGAUGGAAUGACGAUCGAUGCCUACGGCAAUCUUUGGAUUGCCAAUUACAACGGUGCUCAGGUAUUGCACGUGAGUGGUACCAGUGCAAAGUUACUGGGCAAGUUGAAAAUACCCGCGGAAAAAGUUUCGUCGGUCACGUUCGGUGAUCCUCAGUUGGACAAGCUGUACGUGACGACAAUUAGUCGUGGUGUAACUCCAGAAAAAUUCAACGAAUAUCCGAUGACGGGAAAGGUGUUAGAAGUGUCCGGUCUCGGUGUUCGCGGUACACCAAAUCGUCGAAUUCGUGAAAAAUGUUUUCGACUUUUGUAAAAGCUUGACGGUGGUUUGAGCGAAAUAAUUAAUAAUAAUAUACGGUAAAUGAACGGCGAUGUACAAGUUAUAAGUAACUAUAAGUAACUACUGUAAUAUAUACAUAAUAUAUACUAAAAACAAAAAAAAAUAAAUAAAUAAUCGUAUUCAUAAUGUUAAACCGAUAUUUCGAAUUUUAAUUAUAAUUCUGUUUAAUUCAUAAUACAUUGAUGACCAUCAUAGUAUUUUGUUAUAUUAUAAUGUUAUAAUUUUAUGUUAACGUCAUUUAAAUUAUUAUCGUUGUGAUAAAUUAUAGUAUACUUCUAAUACUUUGUUUAUCACCAUAAAUCAUAAUAUAUAAACAAUAAACACUUAAUGUUUAUAUUUUUUAUUUA
This is a messenger RNA of Aphis gossypii (cotton aphid), 1482 nucleotides long. RefSeq names its product regucalcin-like. The transcript is spliced from 6 exons. The record is from RefSeq and is a predicted model, not a curated record. Gene Ontology annotation, molecular function: gluconolactonase activity; calcium ion binding. The coding region runs from base 101 to 1108 and encodes 335 amino acids. NCBI's taxonomy places the organism in Eukaryota, Metazoa, Arthropoda, Insecta, Hemiptera, Aphididae. Gene Ontology annotation, biological process: L-ascorbic acid biosynthetic process.